AUGUCUCAGCCGUCAGAUAAAGCCCAACCAGGUUGGCGCAUCCCUCGAGCAUGCCAGGAAUGUCGCAAGCGUAAAAUCAAAUGCAAUGGCCUGGCUCCGUGCAAAACUUGCCAAUUGCGCAAUACCUCUUGCAUAUACAGAGACUACAUUCGCCAACGGCGGAAGAAGUCCGGGAACGAGGAUGCUGGCCAGAGGAAUCCAACCCUGGGCUCUGCCAGUGGAAGCAUGGCAAAUGCACAGCCCACAGCUUCCGUUAUGAAUGAUUUCCCCAACAGUGUAUCGGCAACACAUAUGGCAUCGCCGUCAUGUAGGAUGCAACUAUACUAUGGACCGACCUCGCAUUUCUCUCUGAUGCAACAUAUCUACCGAGAUCUUGUCUCCAAUCCUACUGCGCGACCUGAACCAUCUGGCGGAGUGGAAGAAGCUGGAGCUGGCUUAGACUUGUUCAGUUUCCGUCGUAUCUUCUUUGGUACCCCGGACUUUUAUGAGGCUAGCAAGUCCCUCGACUCAGGGGAUAUGUCUAUGAUGUUCCUGCCAUAUGAUCUUGCUAAGCGUUUUCUUUCGCGACAUCUCUCCAGCCUUUAUCAUAUGCUGCCACAUCGCCCGAAACUAUACUAUGAAGAAUGUUUGGAUCGGCUAUACCACUCGUGUCCCACACAACAUCCAGAUACUCUUACUCAGGCGAUUCUUCUUUUGGCCAUGGCAAGUGCCGCACUUGGUACAGAACAGUUUGCUUGGGGCCAUGUGUUGUUUGAGCGUGUCAAGGCUUCCUUGGCCGCAUUUGAUGACGUGGUGAAUCUUCAGACCAUUCAAAUCUCGUUGCUUAUGAUAAGUCACUCUCCACCCAUGCUCUGUCUAUACGCUAAUUACCAAAACGAACAAGGCCGGCCGAACUCAGCAUUCUUGCAUCUAGGUUCUGCUUCGCGCAAAGCCUUUUCGGCGGGUCUGCAUAAGGACGUACCCCAUGAUGUUGAUCAAACACCUGAAAAUAUUGAAGAGCGACGAGUAACGUUCUGGUCUCUUUACGCCUACGAAACCUGGUUCUGUUUCCAUGCUGGCCGUCCUAGCUCCCUCUCUUUGAAAGAUAUUGCAAUCGAGUAUCCCCAGGAUCCAUUCAUUCGACUGUUAGCACAGCUUUGCAAAACGAUCAGUCGGUCCACUGAUGAGAUCUAUGCCCAGCGGCAUGAAUCUCUCUUGCACAUGUGGCGAGUCGCUCGGUCCAUUGCGGAGGAUCUCCGUGGCCACGAAGCGCACCUACAGCAAGCUUUGGGCUUUAAGCUUGAUGACUGUAUUCAGCCGGGAUCCCUUGGCGUUCGGCAAGCAAUCUUUAUCACUCUUUACAAUCAUACCCUCCUUCUUACCUUUCGUCCAUUCCUGAUAUUCCGCGGCCAUCUACAGCGUGAGAAAAACUUAACACUUAACCAGCCCAGCACCCAUGUAUCGAAUCGUCCCAGUGAAACGCCUUCCUGGCUCAAUGAAGCCUGUAAUCAUGCAAUAGCAACAGCCCAGAAGACGAUUCGCCACCUAUCUGAGUCUUCUAGGGUCAACGAUCUCGUUCGGGAAUUGCGAUACCACGGGUAUUUUUUGACCAGCUCUUCAUUCACUUUAAUCUACGAAUUCCUCCACAACCCGGAUGUUGCGCCUGCCUAUCUGCCAUGGGUGCAUGCUUCAUUGCAAACCAUGACAACUAUGCGCCCCGGUGAUCCUAUUACAAGCUCAAUCUUAGCUGUGCAGACUGUUCUCCGGAAGAUGAAUCCAUCAUACGAAUGGAUACCUUAUUUGGGACUACGCGGAGAAGAUGUUGGAUAUCCGGGCGCGGCAGCUAUACAACAAGGCCCCAAUCUCGAUCGCAGGGACAGAUCACUGCUCAACGACCCUGCACCUCCUCAAAGCCAGCCUCUGGGGAUGCGACCCGACCUACCAACACCCUUUUGGAAUAUUCCCUAUCCAGAGAAACCAGAUAUCCUGGAAACUGGAGGCUCCGUGGGCUCUGGGGAAGACUUACUUGAUUUCACCCAGUCUGAUAUGGGCUGGGAUUUCGACUUUUCGACCAUGGACCUGGAGGCCUUCUUUUCGAUCUAUCAGUCAAAUGAUGCCCCGGUUCUUUGA
Penicillium paradoxum is the source of this 2109-nucleotide messenger RNA. Its product is annotated as Zn(II)2Cys6 transcription factor. Gene Ontology annotation, molecular function: DNA-binding transcription factor activity, RNA polymerase II-specific; zinc ion binding; RNA polymerase II cis-regulatory region sequence-specific DNA binding. NCBI's taxonomy places the organism in Eukaryota, Fungi, Ascomycota, Eurotiomycetes, Eurotiales, Aspergillaceae. Gene Ontology annotation, biological process: positive regulation of transcription from RNA polymerase II promoter by galactose; DNA-templated transcription. Gene Ontology annotation, cellular component: nucleus. The record is from RefSeq and is a predicted model, not a curated record. The coding region runs from base 1 to 2109 and encodes 702 amino acids. The transcript has 6 exons.